Molecule: messenger RNA, 6639 nt
Organism: Toxoplasma gondii ME49
Lineage: Eukaryota; Apicomplexa; Conoidasida; Eucoccidiorida; Sarcocystidae
Product: NLI interacting factor family phosphatase
Exons: 4
Coding region: 1-6639 (2212 amino acids)
Molecular function (GO): phosphoprotein phosphatase activity
Source: RefSeq, a predicted model, not a curated record
AUGCACUUUUUCUCGUUUCCAGCGCGUCCGCGGAGGAAAGUCCACAGUGGCGUUGCAGCACGCGACAGAGAGCGGAAAGAACGCGAGACGUCGGGAAGGCGCGUUGCGCUCGCCUUCUCCCUCGGAGGCAGAAGACAGGAGAGAGAGGGGCGCGGAACUCAGCAGCGAAACUGUUACAUACAGGGGGAGACAGGGGAGCUUCCUCCAGCUCCUUCGGACUCCAAGCGGACGGUGUUUCUGGACAUCGACGAGACCUUGGUUCACGUGACUCCGUACCCUCUGCCUUUUGUGAAACCGGACGCAACGUUUCUUCUUCAAGAGCACCGGCGUCCCUCAGACCCACCAGGUGUGUCUCCCGAGUACCUGCCAGGUGUCUCUGCGGGGGCGGCUCCACGCGCGGCGCUGCUGCAUGUGUACUACCGGCCGUUUCUGAUGCCGUUCUUGGAGAACUUGCUCCAGACGAAUCGGUGCGAACUGGUCGCCUUCACGGCCGCUCUGCGCGAGUAUGCAGACCCGAUCUUGGACGGAAUCGAAACGAAGCUGGGGGGCGCCCGAGGGAGCGUCUUCGCGGCUCGGCUGUACAGACAGCACUGCGCGCGGGCGCCUCGCUCGCCCCUCGUCCCUCCCGCCUUCUUCGAGGACGCUCAUGCGGACUUUCACUCUGCCGAAGGCUUCGAAGCGGCGGAGCGUGGGGACCAGACAGCAGAGGGCUCGCCGGAGGCCGCGCGAGAAGAAGAGUGCGGGCAAAAACGAGGUGAAGACGCAGGCGAAGAAGAUCGAAAGGAGGAGCGCGAGCCUGUCGAGGCAAGUAAGGGAGGAAAGCGUAAGCAAGCCGAGUUAGAUGUGGGCGGCAGGAAGCGAAAAGCCACCACGGAAGACCUGGUCCCAGGCGACAGUGGAGAGGCAGAGCGCGUGAACGCCGGUCUCUCAGAAAACACCCCACAAGAAGAAGGAGAAGAAAGAGAAGGAGAGAGAGAGGCCGGAAACACAGUGUCGGAGGGGGACGAGCUCGCGAGGCCAGGAGAGAGGUGUGGCGGUUCUCAGCCGAGAGGAUGCGAACGCAGACCAGACGCAGAGACGACGGGGGCGGGUGCGCCAACUGUGCCUCUGCCUCUGUCCCCGACAUCGUUCGAUCUGCGGAGGGCGUUGACGGAGAGCGACCACGACGAGGACGAUCUGUACAAUCAGCAGUUGGUCGAGGCCGAGGAGUUUCUCUACGUGAAGGACUUGGUGCAUGCAGCGCCUUCGCGCUGUCUGUCGCGCUGUGUGUUGCUCGACAACUCGGUCGUCUCCUUGGCUGCUCAACUUGCGAACGGCUUGCUGCUGCGGCCCUUCUACGGGGACCCGCAGGACCGCGAACUCGAAGGGGUGCUGGCCUUUCUCCUGGAUCUCCUCGAGAAGACUGGUGACAUUCGCGAGAGCAUGAAAGAGUCCGGCAUGCUACACAAAGUCACGCAAAUGCUCCUGCUGCUGCCGGAGCUCCGCGAGUCCUUGGCACUCUCAGCGCCUCUCAAAGCCGAGCUCGACCUUUACUUGCGCGAAGGCCGCGAAUCGGCAGAGGCGAUGGCGUCGGCGGCGCAGAGUGAGCUUGAGGAAGGCGCAGCCGAAGCAAUUGCCGCAGAGACCGAAAGGAAAGGAAGCGAGCGCGGUGACAGCGAGAAGAAGGAGACCGGAACCGUGAGGAGACGCAGAGGCCGACGGAGUCGCAGACAAACGCAGUCCGAGGGCGUCACACGAAGCAGAAGAGGCGAAGGAGGAAAACGCGAGCGAGCACUCGGCGAGACGGGAGUGAAGGGUCGUGAACGAGUGUGCGUAUCGGCAAGCGACAACUCGGUUCACGAGCAAGACAUGGACGAAGACGACCUGCACGAGAGCGAGAGUCUCUCUCCCUUUCUCACCGACCACGAAGCGCCUUCUUCCUCAUCUCUUUCGCGCGCGAGCUCGCCUGAGGCAGUUGACGCGACGCGUCUCGUCGACGCUCUGUCGGCUUUUCCUUUGCUGUCAAAGUCACACGAUGAUGAGACAUGUCGGUCGACAGAGCCGCCGUCAACGCAGGUCGCACUUGAGAGUCCGGCCAGUGUCUCGUCGCCGCCCUCACUGCCUGCCUCGUUCCUCCUUGCAGCGUCCCCUCCAGCGUCGCCUUCGCGCCCAAGCGACCCGCCGCCAGCGCCGGAGGCCGCCGAAGAGCCUGGGUCUUUCGACUGCGUAUGUGGAUGCCCUUCCGAGCGCGGCAUUCGCUGCUGCGGCGAGGAGAACCUCCCAGCAGAGGGCGACAGGCUGUCCGAGAAGGCCGGUGGCGAGUGCACACAAGGGUGUGGGGAAGAGGGAGAGAUGAGAGCGGUUGCGGGGCCUGAGCACUGUUCUGUCUUAGGUGGACGUCGGGACUGCUCGACUCAGAGAGAGGAAACGGGGGACGCCAGAGAGUGUACCUUCGCAGCAAGCGGCUGGCCCCAGGGCCGCCUCCCCGUGCUUCUCGCUUCGGCGGGGAACGAAAGCGCAUGCAGCAGAGGCCAGGGCGAAGACGCUGGUGGAGAGGAGACUUCGGAACCGAAGAGCAUCGAGCUCACCAAAGCGGCGCUCGUGGAAGGGGGCUGCAAAAGUACGCAUGCGUCGGAAGAAGCGAAAGACGACGAGCAGGUAGAGGGGUCGCGCGGGCAUGUCGACGCUGCCUUUCUUCCAGAAAGCUUCUACCUGAGUCAGGGCCGAGGCGCGGGGGACAUGGCCAAUCCCUUGUCCGACGCACCAGAUGUCUCAGAGAGCAGCUGGCCUUCCUACGAGUCUCUCCAGAUCUGGCCUGCCCGCGAAGAGGCGACGAACUCUAGGUCAGGGACCUUCCUGGAAGAGAAUCCGUCUGUCCUCUCAGUCGCGUUGUCCUACGUUGACACUCGGCCCCCUGGUGAGGACAGAUUGCAAGGCGACGACGGCGAGAUUCCGAGCGUUUGUCCUCCGGUUCUCGUCUCUACUUCGAGCGUUGUUCACGGUCAAACACUCUCGCUUCCUCGAGUGUCAGCAGGACUCCCGUCGGGGCCAAGUUAUCCCAGCGCCUCGCGCCUCCAUCCCGAAGAGCGUGAUCCGGGCCGGCGGUCGGAUCGCCCUGCUCUGCCCCAUCUCGCGAUGCCGCCGUCGUCUCCACCUCCGUCCCCACACCUCACCUCCUUGGCUCCGCCACUGCCCUUCUCUCUCCCUGUCCCUCCCCCUUCUUCGCCUUCAACGCCUUCUGCAUCUUCUCUCCCGCGCCCAGAGCGCUUCAGAGCCGCCAGACAAUUCACCUUUCACCUUCAAGAGCCGACUCCGCAAGGCUCCCGGCCUCGCCAGCAUCUCAGGGAUCUUGGAGGCCCUCGCGGAUUCAACCAGGAAGGUGCAUGCGUUCCCUUCGCUGCCCAGGGCGCUGCGUACUCGCCGUCAAGGACCAGCUCGGAGUACCCCGAUCCUUCUCUGCCGCCGCCGGCUCUCGCUGGGGGCGCUGCUCAUCCGGGGGCACGCGAUGCCCAGGAAGGGACAGAGGAGACCCAAGGGGCCCCAGGCGCGAGGCUCGAGCGCGGGGCGCGGCCCACAGAGAAAAGAAGCGAAAGAAAAGAGACAUAUCACGCAGCAGCGAGUACGCGAGGAAGCCAACCUGAGCCGCGCGUCCUGCGACACCCCCAGGCCGAACAAGGCAAGCCUGGAAGCUCCGCAGUUUCCUCCCUUCGUCCUCUCGCUUCUUGUUCUCCUUCGUCUGUUUCUUCUCUGGUGUCUUCGACUUCCGCGGCCCCGCGGCCACCGCGGGUGGCUGCCCAACCGCGCCCCACACAGGUGAACGGGGGGACCAUGUCUGAGGCCCAGACGGCGAAGAGUUCGACGCAGCUCGCGCCCGAGAGUCUCUGUCGGUCCCCGUCCCCGUCAUCCCUCGUGCGUGGUUCGCCCCCUGCUCCUGCAGGCUCCAAGAAGAGGCCGGAGAAAGCCAAUGACGAGGUCGAGGCCCAGCGAGACAGCGAAACACAGGGCACUGGUCAGGACAAGAAGGAGGGCGAUGACGCCCCUGCACCCAGCAAGGGUGCGGCGAACCCCCAGAGCUCAGCGAACCAACAGAGUGCAAAGAAACCGUCCAGCGCGGCUGGGCAUUCUGUCGGUCAGGUGCUCGCCCGUCAGAAACCGCAUGCAGCUCGCGCGAGCUCGUUGCCUGCAAAGAGUUCCCCGAACCCCACACAGCUGCGACAGGAGACUCCUCGCAUGAAGGCCGAGGGCCAGGGGGCGCCUCAGACGGAAGUGAAGAAACGCAUCACGCCGUCCAGCUGGCGAGAGGAGCGCGUGCAGCUGACUGGGCGGGGAGAUCUUCGAAGGCCGGUGUCCACGGUGCAGGGCUCACACAGUCGCCCAGCGGGUGUUUGCGUCGCGGCGCCAAAGACCAUUCGUGGAGUAUCGGGCUACUGCGGGGCAGCUGUCUCUCUUGGGGGCUCCUCCUCGUCGCCUGGACUCCGAGCAAGCGGCGGGAAGAAGUCGAAAAAAACCUUGGAGUCGCAGGUGUUGUCUCCCCAGAAGGGCUGGUGCGAGAGGCUGACAGCUUCUCUUGGGUGUCAGUCUGCCACUGUUCACAGUGAAGCCUCGACUCCAACGCAGCGAACGAGUGCUGUCUCCAUCCCUUGUUCCGUCUCACCACAGCUCCAGGGGGUUCGUGGAUGCAGCCAGUCGAGCAAGCGCGUCUUUCUCCCUGUCUCGUCAACGGCAGGAAUGCCAGGCGUACACAGCGCAGGCAGAGUCUCGGUUUCUCGUUCAGAAGCGCAUCAGGUUGUUUCGCGUCUGGAGGCUCCCUCGCCUCAUACACCAGCGGCAGCGAGUGUGCGUUCAAAGAGUGCAGGGCCUGGGCUUAAGUCCACGGAGUCUCCGACCUCGCAAGUCGUCUUUCGCCAGUACGGAGGCGUCAUGAAUGGAGCCCAAGGUGACAGUCGCGUCGUGCUCGCCUGCGUCUCCCAGAGGCCUCCAAACGUCUCUUCUGCCCCUACGGUUCUACCAGUCACCGGAGCUCUACCGGCUUCUGGGGCUCCACAGUGGAGUUUGGGGGCGGGGACAGAGCCGCAGAGAGACCGGAGUGCGUCCUCGUCGGAAGUUUUGCUGUGGCACAACGAGGGUGAAGAGAGACAGCACAGCGCACAGAGUCGUGUACGUUCUUCCGAGGAACGGGAAGACGAGGAAGGCGAAACUCGCGAAGUCGAAGUUUACUUUGCUGCGCCGCCCCAGGUGCCCUCCUGCCUUGAUUCGGCGGCGACUGCUGUUUCAAGGCGCGCGAGAGAGACAGGAGUCGAAUCGGUGACGAAGUAUGUAGAUAAGGAGGACCCUUCGCUUCCUUCAAAGUUCCAGUCUUAUGCAGCUGUCCCUGCCGCCUCUUCCUCCGCUGUAGCCACCACGUCGACGCCCAUUCAACGGCCGCUCGCCUCUCAGAGCACUCCGGGGUCUGCUCUGAGGGGGGGGUCUCCAGUUUCUCCAGCCUCCUCCUCGCGGAUGUCUCUCGUCUCUUGCUCAUCCCCCGCCGCUGCGCAGGGAGGCUCCCCUGCAGUUGCAGCGGCGCUGUCUCCACGUUUUGUGCAGCCUGUGCUGUUUGUGGGGAACAAGACGAAUUCGGUGGCUUUCGGAUCCCUGGUCUCCGUACCGGGGGCGCGAGAGCUGAAGCGCGACUUCAUUCCUUCCUCAGGUGCUCAGGAGACACCCAUCGGUAUGCUUCGUGUCUCUUCUUCCUCGGCGGGGGGCAAGGCACCAGCCUUCGGACCUUCGCCCCUGUCUCCGGCCUCUCGCACGGAUGCGUCGGUCGUGGCACCGGCGUCAACUCUGAUGUUUUACCCUGUCUCCCCGCGCCCCGAGGCCCAGACCGGCAUGUCUCUGUCCCCUCUGGGUGCGGGCGGCUUGGGCGCGAAAAACAGCGAUUCCUCUCGGCCUCAGUCGUCCAGAACUCCACCGGUUGGAGGGGCUGCAUGCGCACCACAAACCGUUACCUGGCAAGGCGAAAUGUCUCCUGUCUCCGGGCGGAACUCGCCGAUGUCGGUCAACCCCGAGGCCGCCAUGAAUCGCCUGCCUUCUGAGGUUGCUGGCCUCAACGCUUCGGAUCAGUACAGAGCGAACUCCAUGCCUCGAACGUACAUGCGUGCAUCCGCUCCUCUUUCGCCUUCUCCACUUUCGUCUGUGGACUGUGGUCCUUCCACGGACAGGCGGGUGUGUGCGACGCCAUCUCGAGGUGUCUCCUCGGUCGCGCAGACUGCAGUCCUCGGUGCCUCUUCGCGACUCUCUCUGCCCUCUGUUCGCCUCCACAUGAAGAAUGGCCCUUUGUCUCCCUCCACCGCUUAUGGCUUUGGCUCCGCGUUCUCGCCGAGCACCGUUCCGCCGGUCCCCACCUGGCUGCUGGCCGAGGCUUCUGGAGUCCGAGGCCGGAGCCGGGAGACAGGAGGACCUCUGGCAUCGGGCUGCUGGAGACAGCUCACGCCGAGAGGUUCCCGCGUCUGGGUCCCAGCGCAGCGAGAAACGUCGCUCUCCCCGACUGCAUGCAGCAAACCUGCAAAUCUGAAAGUCGCCGCCGAGGAAGGCCCUCAGCCGUCGUGGUUCUGUGGCGCCCCUCGCAGCCCAGAAGCUCUGCGGUGGGGAGGAAGUAAAGGCAAGGACGCACAAAGGCGCUGA